Molecule: messenger RNA, 990 nt
Organism: Ailuropoda melanoleuca (giant panda)
Lineage: Eukaryota; Metazoa; Chordata; Mammalia; Carnivora; Ursidae
Product: homeobox protein Hox-B8
Exons: 1
Biological process (GO): regulation of transcription by RNA polymerase II
Cellular component (GO): nucleus
Molecular function (GO): DNA-binding transcription factor activity, RNA polymerase II-specific; RNA polymerase II transcription regulatory region sequence-specific DNA binding
Source: RefSeq, a predicted model, not a curated record
UCUCGCUCUAGCUCUCUCUCUCGCUCGCUCUCUCUCGCUCGCACCCUCGCUCUGCGUUCUGUCCGGGAGGAGUACGGAGAAGCCAAUAGGAUGCGGGGUUUCUAAUGGAUGCAAAUGAUCAUGAAAAGACAGUGCAAAAUAUGAAACAACUCAUUUGCAGGGAAGUAAAUCACCGAAAACUGUUUAUGAACUGGCAUCCCUUCUUCGAAAUGUAAAGCGAGGACCUCUUUAAGUGGCGGUAUAUUUUUGUUUGGGGGGUGGGGGGUGGGGGGAGGGCGAGCGAGCCGCGGCUGCCAUGCAAGCUUAGACUUUUGGAGGCUUCGCUGUCCUUUUCUAUUCCUGGAAAUCACAAAAAGUGUGGCGGCUUCAAGAUCUUCUUCGCCUUUUCUUUCUUUUCUUUUUUUCCCCCUCCUCCCUUUCCCUCUCCUUUCCUGGCGAGGGUGACUAGGAGCCGGCGAAUCCGCGUUUUUUUCUCUCUCUCUCCCUCCCUUUCCCCCUCCCCACCCCCUCCCCAACAGCCCCCAACUACAGCCGCCGCCGCCGCCGCCGCCUCAAAAUUCAAUAAAAUGAGCUCUUAUUUCGUCAACUCACUGUUCUCCAAAUACAAAACCGGGGAGUCCCUGCGCCCCAAUUAUUAUGACUGCGGCUUCGCCCAGGACCUGGGCGGCCGACCCACCGUGGUGUACGGUCCCAGCAGCGGCGGCAGCUUCCAGCACCCGUCGCAAAUCCAGGAGUUCUACCACGGGCCGUCGUCGCUGUCCACCGCUCCCUACCAGCAGAACCCGUGCGCCGUGGCGUGCCACGGGGACCCGGGCAACUUCUACGGCUACGACCCGCUGCAGCGGCAGAGCCUGUUCGGUGCGCAGGAUCCAGACCUGGUGCAGUACGCCGACUGCAAGCUCGCCGCCGCCAGCGGCCUGGGCGAGGAGGCCGAGGGUUCAGAGCAGAGUCCGUCGCCCACACAGCUCUUCCCCUGGAUGCGCCCGCAAG